Fusarium oxysporum Fo47 is the source of this 378-nucleotide messenger RNA. RefSeq lists its product as uncharacterized. The transcript has a single exon. NCBI's taxonomy places the organism in Eukaryota, Fungi, Ascomycota, Sordariomycetes, Hypocreales, Nectriaceae. The coding region runs from base 1 to 378 and encodes 125 amino acids. The record is from RefSeq and is a predicted model, not a curated record.
AUGGCACCAUUCCAGGACCUCUCUUACAACAUCCUUAUUCAAUUAAACGAACUCGAAGACUCCAUUCUCGAAACAAAGACUACAUAUUCGGUAAUCCUUUGCCCCGAUUCAAAGGGCCAGCGAGGUACCACCAUGCCUCCUCCGAAUGAGAUGGUACUGCUUGUCGAAAAACUGCAUCAGAUUCAGCCGCUGAUCGUGGGCAUGGUAGCCUUAGCCACCAAUCGAGUGGACCAGCGAGUGGCUGAAGGUCACCGACGACAGUUCGGGCUGUUACAGGUGCAGGUGCUCCAGAUGCUGGACGAGAUGGGCCAGAGGCUGGAAGAGGUGAACAAAAGGCUGGAAUCUGGCAAUCAGAAGCACAUGGGCUCUCGGCCAUGA